Messenger RNA from Loxodonta africana (African savanna elephant), 3477 nucleotides. It is a transcript of the gene FAM178B, whose product is annotated as family with sequence similarity 178 member B. The transcript has 12 exons. The record is from RefSeq and is a predicted model, not a curated record. Gene Ontology annotation, biological process: protein localization to site of double-strand break; DNA damage response; positive regulation of double-strand break repair. Gene Ontology annotation, cellular component: site of double-strand break; nucleus. Lineage: Eukaryota; Metazoa; Chordata; Mammalia; Proboscidea; Elephantidae. The coding region runs from base 2170 to 3477 and encodes 435 amino acids.
UGGUAAAUAUAUACGUAACAGAACAUUUGCCAUUUCAGCAGUCUUCACAUGUAUGGUUCAGUGGCAUUGGUCAUGUUUGUGGUCUUCACAUGUGUGGUUCAGUGGUGUUAGUCAUGUUUGUGGUCUUUACAUGUGCAGUUCAGUGCCGUUAGUCAUUUUUGUGGUCUUUACAUGUAUGGUUCAGCGGCAUUAGUCACGUUUGUAGUCUUUACAUGUGCAGUUCAGUGGCAUUAGUCAUGUUUGUGGUCUUCACAUGUACGGUUCAGUGGUGUUAGUCAGGUUUGUGGUCUUCACAUGUAUGGUUCAGUGGCAUUAGUCAUGUUUGUGGUCUUUACAUGUGUGGUUCAGUGGCAUUAGUCAUGUUUGUGGCCUUCACAUGUAUGGUUCAGUGGCAUGAGUCAUGUUUGUGGUCUUCACAUGUGUGGUUCAGUGGUGCUAGUCAUGUUUGUGGUCUUUACACGUGUGGUUCAGUGGCACUAGUCAUGUUUGUGGUCUUCACAUGUAUGCUUCAGUGGCGAUAGUCAUGUUUGUGGUCUUCAGAUGUAUGGUUCAGUGGUAUGAGUCAUGUUUGUGGUCUUGUUCAUCCAUCACCCUUACCCGUUCCCAAGUUUUCCAGUCACCCAUAGGAGCCCAGAGUCCCCUAAGCAUUGAGUCCUCCUCUUCCUCUCCCUCCUGCCCAGUUGUGCCAUUUACUCCUCCUGGCCACCCUGUGAAGUCAGUCAUGCCUUACCUUGAUCACUUGGCCAGAGAUCAAGACAGGUUCCGGCCGACUGGCCAGUGGGUCGCUGGCUUCACAGCUUCACCCCCAGAACUCGAGGUGCCGGAUCCCAAUGGGAGCCUCGAAGGCUGCUCCUCCUUUGUCUUCACUGAGAGACAGUGGGCCCAGCUGGGAAGCAGAAAUGGGCCCUCUUCUGCUGAGAGGAGGCCAGCCAGUGGCUUAGCCUGUUUGACUUUGUUGCUGUUGUUGUUGUUAAAUGCACGUCCUGCUGAACAGAAUCAAGCAGAACACACUUGUACGAAGUAAACAGGAAAUGUCUGCUUUCACACCUCCCUCCCCCAAAUCCUGUUCCCCAGGGGUAACCCCAUAUCAUAGUUGGGAGUACCUUUCCAGACACAUACGUGUGUGGGUGUUGUGAGUGGGCACAUAUGUCUGUGUGUGAGUAUGUAACACACAAAUGUGCGCACACACACGUACUCUUCUGCGACAUGCUGUUUCUGGCCAGCGUUCUGCCGUGGCCAGUGCCCAUGUCAGGCUCUCGUCCUGAUGGGAGUUACCUCGUACUUUGGACUCAUCUUCACUGCCCCCAUUUCCUGUCUCCUCCUAAAUUGGCCAUCGAGUCCUAAAAAUUUUUAUGCUCCUCAGUACCUUCUUCACCCUGUUCCUUCCUGCCAGUGGGCCCAACUCAGACCUGCUAAGUCAGCUCUCUGAUCAGGGCAGGGCCGGGGAAUCUGCAUUUUAGUGAGCUCCUGGGUGGUCUUCAUUAUCACUAAAGCCUGAGGCUGCUCGCCAAGAGGAAGCAUCCGGCUCCCUGGUCAGGCGUUUGAGAUGCCCCGUGAGCUGUCACCCUCUGUCCCACAGCCUGGCCCCUGCCCUCACUAAGCUUGCCUGACACACCCUGCCCUUCUGUGGGUCUGUGCUUCUGCCUUUGCUGCCUCCUUCCCCCGACUGGCUGCACUGAGCACUUCUCUCCUGUGCCCCUGCCCCACCCUAUAGGCAGCUUUGUGGAUUCACUUAGCAGACAGAAUCCCAGGGAUUUCAGCUUUCAAAGGGCAGCCCACACCUGGCACAUAGUAGGCACUCAGUAGAAGUUUGAACUGAACCAGUGGGUCUGGGACUGGGCUCCUGGCCUAAUGCCCUGGUUGGAGGGGUUGGGGUGUGCUGACAAGGGAUGAGGGCACAGUGGAGGGCACCCUCUUAGUCUUAGUCUGAUGGGCUCUUCCUCCAACAGCAGGUGGCGCUGUCCACCCUGGGCGUCCCUACACCGGGACUGUCAAGGGCAGGCAAGCAGGCAAUACCUGUCUCUUCUGAAGCCCUUUGGCUCUGGGGUUGGGGAUGUGGUGCCCACUGCUCUCUGAAGGGGCAGCCACCUGACCUCUCCUGGGCCCCCUUCCAAGCUGCAAAGCCAGGAGCCCUGCUGAUGUGGCAUCUCCUGACUCUGCUUUGCCAGGAUGCUGGUGGAGAAGUUCUCUGUGUCGCAGCAGGUCAUCCCACAGGUCCACCCGGGGGAGGCCGUGUUUCUGCCCACGUGUCACCCUCAGCCGCACGUCCUGGACUGUUCACAACUAAAACCUUGCAGCUACCUCGAAGGGCUGUUCCUCAGCUCCCCACCGGCCCAGCAGCUGUCCUUCCUCCGCAGGGGCCUCCUGAGCAACCUCUACCUGCACAGGCCCGACUGCCCGGUCCCCCUGCUCCAGUGGCUGUUCCAGUUGCUGACAUGGCCUCCAGAAACUUCUUCGGAAGCCUUUGGUCUCCUGUGGGAUCUCAGCACGGAUAGGCUCUUCCAUCCACCCGAGGACACUCAUAUGUGGUGCCCCACAUUGCAAGAGAUCAUGGAGGUGUUUCAGAGCCUGGGAGCCCAGAGCCCUGCUCUGUACCCUGCAGGGCCCCACCCACAUGGGGGGAGAGUGCUUAAAAGCAAAGUUAGCCUCAGCUGGGAUGAGCAGCAGACUGCCCCCCAGGAGAUGGCCUUGGACGUUAGCCUUAGCUACAUCUGUAAGUUCCUGACUCUGUGUGCCCUAGCCCAGCCAGUGGCUUACACCGAUGACAGCCUCCUGGGCCUAAUGGAGCUGUUGUGCCAGGCUGGCCUGGACGUGGGGCUCCGCCUGCUGCCCAAGACAGAUCUCCAGCAACUCCUGCUCCUGUUAUUGGAAAACGUCCAGGAAUGGCCCAGGAAGCUCCGGCAGCUGUGCUGUGCCCUCAGCUCAGUGUCUGACCACCAUCACAACUUGCUGGCUCUUGUGCAACUCUUCCCGGACCUGACGGCACGGAGCAGGCAGCUUCGAAGCCAGCUCAGCCUCGUGGUCAUUGCCCAGAUGCUGGGCCAACAAGAGACAUUCCCUCUCUGGCAAGAGAAGACCCAGCUGUCUUCACUCAGCCAGCUCCUGAGCCUCAUGAGGCCAUCAUCCCUCAGGCAGUACUUGAGCGCCAGCUCUGGGACCUCGCCACCCUGCCAGGAGCAACAGCCAAGGGCCGGUGCCGAGCUUGACCACAAGGCCUGCUACCUGUGCCACAGCCUGCUGACACUGGCCGGGGUGGUGGUCAGCGCCCAGGACAUCACCCCAGACCAGUGGGGGGAGCUGCAGCUGCUGGGCGUGCAGUUGGAUCGCCACAUCAGCACCCAUAUCCGGGAGAGCCCCCAGGCCAUGCACCGGACCAAGCUCAAGGACCUGGCCACCCAGACCUACAUCCGCUGGCAGGAGCUGCUGGCCCACUGCCAGCCCCAGGCCCAAUAUUUCUGCCCCUGGGAAGAUAUCUAA